Molecule: messenger RNA, 789 nt
Organism: Ogataea haglerorum
Lineage: Eukaryota; Fungi; Ascomycota; Pichiomycetes; Pichiales; Pichiaceae
Exons: 1
Coding region: 1-789 (262 amino acids)
Biological process (GO): translation
Cellular component (GO): cytosolic small ribosomal subunit; ribosome
Molecular function (GO): RNA binding; structural constituent of ribosome
Source: RefSeq, a predicted model, not a curated record
AUGGGAAGAGGACCAAAGAAGCAUCUCAAGAGAUUAGCAGCUCCAAAGCACUGGAUGCUCGACAAGUUGUCGGGUGUUUACGCUCCAAGACCAUCUCCUGGUCCACACAAGUUGAGAGAGUCUCUGCCAUUGAUUGUCUUUUUGAGAAACAGAUUAAAGUAUGCUCUGAACGGUAGAGAAGUCAAGGCCAUCUUGAUGCAAAGACACGUCAAGGUUGACGGCAAGGUGAGAACCGACUCUACCUUCCCGGCUGGUUUCAUGGACGUGAUCACUUUGGAGGCUACCAACGAGAACUUCAGACUCAUCUACGACGUGAAAGGUAGAUUUGCUGUCCACAGAAUCACUGCUGAAGAAGCCUCUUACAAGUUGGGCAAGGUCAAGAAGGUCCAGCUCGGUAAGAAGGGUAUCCCAUACGUUGUUACCCACGACGGUAGAACUAUCAGAUACCCAGACCCAGCCAUCAAAGUCAAUGACACCGUCAAGAUCGAUCUUGAAACCGGAAAGAUUACCGACUUCCUCAAAUUUGAUACUGGUAAGUUGGUUAUGGUGACCGGUGGUCGUAACUUGGGUAGAGUUGGUGUUAUCACCAACAGAGAGAAGCACGAGGGAGGUUUCGACUUGGUCCACAUCAAGGACGCUUUGGAGAACACUUUCGUCACCAGACUCUCGAACGUGUUUGUUAUUGGUGCUGAGGCCGGUAAGCCAUACGUUUCUUUGCCAAAGGGUAAGGGUAUCAAAUUGUCCAUUGCCGAAGAGAGAGACAGAAGAAGAGCCUUGGCUGGUUUGUAA